AUGGGGAACACUGAGAGUAUGGAGUCUCAGCUUGCUGUUAUCCGGUCGAGAGCAGCUCCGGUCAAACUGCCGAUGCCUGACGCUGCUGAGCUGGAGGAGAGGUUCUCCAUCGCCCUGGGUCAGAGGUCAGAGUGUUGUCUGAGCCCAAACCUCUCAUUACAGAACUCCAUGAACCUUCCUCCAGACAAAGUCCGUCUGUUGAGAUCGUACGACAACGAGAAGAAGUGGGAGCUGAUCUGUGACCAGGAGCGGUUCCAGGUGAAGAAUCCUCCACACACAUACAUCCAGAAACUCAGAGGAUUCUUGGACCCAGCAGUGACACGCAAGAAGUUCAGGAGAAGAGUUCAGGAGUCAACUCAGACCCUGAGGGAGCUGGAGAUCUCCCUGAGGACCAACCACAUCGGUUGGGUUCGUGAGUUCCUGAACGAAGAGAACAGAGGUUUAGACGUUCUAGUGGAAUAUCUGUCCUUCACCCAGUACGCAGUCACGUUCGAUGGAGAGUCCUCAGACGGAGGCAGUGAGGUGUCGUCCAUAGACUCUCCAUGGAGCCGAUCCAUCGAGGACCUCCACGGCGAGUGCAGCCUUCCCUCGCCCUCAUCUGCCCCCAGGCAGCCACGGCUGUCUAUCAGCUCGGCCCUGGUAACGCGCUCCAAUACUCUCCCGAGUCGCAGAACUCUGAAAAACUCCAGAAUCAUCUGUAAGAAAGACGACCUACACGUGUGUGUGAUGUGUCUGAGGGCCAUCAUGAACUACCAGUACGGGUUCAACAUGGUGAUGUCACAUCCUCACGCAGUCAACGAAAUCGCUCUGAGCCUGAACAAUAGGAAUCCCAGGACUAAAGCUCUGGUCCUGGAGUUACUUGCUGCUGUGUGUCUGGUGAGAGGAGGACACGAGAUCAUCCUUUCGGCUUUUGACAACUUUAAAACAGUCUGCUCGGAGUCACUGCGCUUUGAGAAACUUAUGGAACAUUUCAAAAAUGAAGAUGACAACAUCGACUUUUUGGUGGCCUGUAUGCAGUUCAUAAACAUUGUGGUGCACUCUGUGGAGGACAUGAACUUCAGAGUCCAUCUUCAGUACGACUUCACCAAACUGUGUCUGGAGGAACAUCUGGAGCGGCUGAAGCACACAGAGUCAGACAGACUGCAGGUUCAGAUCCAGGCGUACCUCGAUAAUGUGUUCGACGUGGGGACUCUGUUGGAGGACGCUGAGACCAAGACGGCGGCUUUAGAGAGAGUGGAGGAACUGGAGGAGAACCUGAACAAUAUGUCAGAGCGGGUUCUGGACGUAGAGAACGAGGCCAUGUUGAAGAUUGUGGAGCUGGAGAAACAACUGAUGCAGACAAACAAAGAGAUGGAGCAGAUCCGAGAGGGCUAUGCUAGCGCUAACACUCAGGUCCACACUUUGCGGCGGAUUGUUAAAGAGAAAGACCAGACGAUUCGCAGACAGAGCCGCUUGGAGCGUCAGAGCGACCAGAUCUUGGCCAAUCAGAGAGGAGAAGGAGAUGGAGGCGUGUCAGAGUCUCCCCCACCCCACCUUUCACCCAGCCCUGAAACUGUGGCCAAUCACAGCCUGGGAGCAGAGAUGCCUCCGCCUCCACCACCACCGCCACCGCCCAUGCCCGACUUUGCUGUGAAGAUAAAGAAGCCAAUCCAGACGAAAUUCCGGAUGCCGGUUCUAAACUGGGUUGCACUGAAGCCGAGUCAGAUCAACGGAACGGUGUUCAACGACAUUGAUGACGAGGCCAUUCUCCAGGACCUGAACAUGGAGCACUUUGAGGACCUGUUUAAGACCAAAGCGCAGGGUCCGGCUGUGGACCUGACGCUGUCUCGCCAGAAGGUGGCGCCCUCCGUCUCCAAAGUUUCACUUCUUGAAGCAAAUCGAGCAAAGAACCUGGCAAUCACUCUGCGGAAGGCAGGAACCAGUGGUGACAUCAUCUGCCGUGCCAUCCAGACGUUCGACCUGCGCUCUGUCAGGGUGGACUUUGUGGAGGUCCUGAUGCGGUUCCUUCCGACUGAGUCUGAGGUGAAGAUUCUGCGUCAGUUCGAGCGCGAGAGGAAACCUGUGGAGCACCUCAGUCCUGAAGACCGCUUCAUGCUGCAGUUCAGCCGCAUCGAGAGGCUGCAGCAGAGGAUGGGCAUCCUGACCUUUAUGGGCAACUUCAGCGACAACAUGCAGAUGCUAACCCCGCAACUUCACGCCAUGAUCGCAGCUUCUGUCUCCAUCAAAUCCUCACAGAAACUCAAGAAGAUCCUGGAGAUCAUCCUGGCUUUGGGGAACUACAUGAACAGCAGUAAACGAGGAGCGGUUUAUGGUUUCAAACUACAGAGUCUGGACCUGGUACUGUCCCUGCAGACACUGCUCAGACCACACUGUCCCUACAGACACCCCUCAGACCUCACUGUCCCUGCAGACACUGCUCAGACCACACUGUCCCUGCAGACACUGCUCAGACCACACUGUCCCUGCAGACACUGCUCAGACCACACUGUCCCUGCAGACACUGCUCAGACCACACUGUCCCUGCAGACACUGCUCAGACCACACUGUCCCUGCAGACACUGCUCAGACCUCACUGUCCCUACAGACACCCCUCAGACCUCACUGUCCCUACAGACACCCCUCAGACCUCAAUGUCCCUGCAGACACUGCUCAGACCACAUUUUGUCUAGAACAUGGAGCCAAGAUUCUAACAAUGAUGUUUUGCUGGAGACUAAGUCCACAGAUCGGACUCAGACCCUGCUUCACUAUAUCUCUGCAGUUGUCCAGGACAAAUAUCCUUCUGUGGCUCCAUUCUACAACGAGCUGCACUAUGUGGAUAAGGCAGCGGCUGUGAGCCUGGAGAACGUCCUCUCAGACGUGAAGGACCUGCAGAGGGGCAUGGAGCUCAUGUGGAGAGAGUUCAGUGUGAGUCAUAACAGCACUCUGAAGGAUUUCAUCUCCAGGAACGAAACCCGCCUGAGCAAGCUGCAGGAGGACGCUCGUAUCGCACAGGACGCCUUUGAAGAUGUGGUGAAGUUUUUUGGGGAGAGUUCUAAGACGAUGCCUCCGUCAGUGUUUUUCCCAAUUUUUGUACGAUUCAUCAAAGCGUACAGAUUGGCAGAGGAGGAGAACGAGGCACGGCGGCGUCAGGAGCAGAUGAUCUUGGAAAAACUGGAAGAACAACAACAACAGCUCCUGCAAGAGGAAGGACAAGCAGAGACUAAGUCUCCCUCUCGGGGGAGGCGGCCUCAGCAGGAGCUUCUGUCGGAGCUGAGACGGAAACAAGUGAAAGAGAGACACGUGUACGAGGGGAAGGACGGGGCGAUCGAGGACAUCAUCACAGCUCUGAAGAGUGUUCCAUUCACGGCACGGUCGGCCAAACGCAGCUCACGAUUCCUCUGUGAACCCGCCCACCUAGAAGACCACUGA
Molecule: messenger RNA, 3408 nt
Organism: Knipowitschia caucasica
Lineage: Eukaryota; Metazoa; Chordata; Actinopteri; Gobiiformes; Gobiidae
Source: the annotation of a GenBank genome assembly